Lodderomyces pseudojiufengensis is the source of this 3930-nucleotide messenger RNA. Its product is annotated as SLN1. NCBI's taxonomy places the organism in Eukaryota, Fungi, Ascomycota, Pichiomycetes, Serinales, Debaryomycetaceae. Bases 1 to 3930 code for a protein of 1309 amino acids. Gene Ontology annotation, biological process: protein autophosphorylation; phosphorelay signal transduction system. The transcript has a single exon. The record is from RefSeq and is a predicted model, not a curated record. Gene Ontology annotation, molecular function: phosphorelay sensor kinase activity; histidine phosphotransfer kinase activity.
AUGAAGUUCAAAAGACUAAAAAUUGGUAUUAGACCUCAACUAAUAGGUUUAGUAUGUUUUGCUUCAUUACUAUCUUUAUUAAUAUUAGGUUUAGUUACAGGUAUAUAUUUUAGUGAUAAUUUAAAAAGUCUACGAAGUGAAAGAUUAGCUGUUAUAUCACAAUUAAAAGCAUUACAAGUAGGACAAGCAAUGGGAUUUAUAGAUUUAACAAUAGGUUCAUUAUCAACAGUAGAUACUGUUGUAAAACCUUUAAUACAAGCAUCAAGUGGGAAUAGUUCAUCCGAAAUUUAUGAUGAAGUACAAGAUUUAUUUAAUCAAUAUAUGUCAACUGAUAAUUUAAUAUCUGCAAGAUUAUAUGAUAAAGAUUUAAAUUUAGUUACAACUUCAUUAAAUGAACCAGUACAAUUAUCAAAUGAAACAAAAUCAAAAUUAUAUCCAAUACCUAAUGGAGGUCCUUUAACAAGAAUGGUUGAUGAAUAUUCAAGAGAUGGAUUUUAUUAUAGUGGACCAGUAUCAAAUGAAACUGUAAAUCAAAAUACAACUAAAUUUUAUAUGGGAGUAACAACUACAAUAACUUCAUCAAUUGAUAAUAAUGAUACUAUAGUAGGUUAUAUAUCAGUAAUUGCAUCUGCAGAUGCUUUAUUUACUGCUUUAAAUGUUUCAACUAAUGAUUAUUGGACAUUAGCAGUAACUCCUGUAUUUAAUGAUAAUUCAACAGAUUAUGAUGAUAAUAUGCAUAUUAGUGAUAUAAAGGGGUUUGAAGCCGUUUUUCCAAAUAAAGGAGGAAUUAUACAAGCAGGUAAAUAUUAUCCAAUAGGUUCAUCAUCAUUAAUAGGACCAGCUUUCAAAUCAAAUGAUACUGAUGGUGUAACAACAAAUGUUCGAUCAGUAACUAAAGUAAGACUUGCAACAAGUUAUUAUAGAGUAAGAUAUAGUAAUUGGAUGUGGUUAAUUAUGACUGCUCAAACUUCAAAAACUUUUAAUGCACCAGUUACAAAAUUAAAAAAAAUAAUAAUUGGAGUUACUUUUGGUAUUGGAUUUUUUAUGUGUGUUCUAACAUUAUUUUUAGCUAUAUGGUUUAUAAGACCCAUAACAAGAUUAAAAGUUGCAACUGAAUCAAUUACACAAUAUAAAAAGGAACAAAUCAUACUGGAAAAGAAAGAAAAAAACAAUGGUGAAUAUGAUAAUGAUUUAGAUAAAUAUCCUGGUGGUAGUAAAAGAAGUAGUGUUCAUACUAUUUCUACUAAUGGAUCAGGUUCAGUUCAUUCAACAGGUAUAAGAUUACCUUCAAGAAUUCCAAGAUCAAAAGCUUUAUUUAAAGAUGAAUUAACUGAAUUAUCAGAAGCUUUUAAUAUAAUGACUGAAGAAUUAGAAAAACAAUAUAUGCAUUUAGAAGAUAGAGUUAGAGUGAGAACAAAAGAACUCGAGGCUUCAAAGAUAGAAGCUGAAGCAGCAAAUGAAGCAAAAACAGUAUUUAUUGCAAAUAUAUCUCAUGAAUUACGUACACCCCUUAAUGGAAUAUUAGGAAUGGCAUCAAUAGCAAUGGAAGAAGAAGAUCAAACAAGAAUGAAAGAAUCAUUAAAAUUAAUUUAUAGAUCAGGAGAAUUAUUAUUACAUAUAUUAACUGAGCUAUUAACAUAUUCAAAAAAUACAUUAAAUAGAUCAAAAUUAGAAAAAUCAAAUUUUCAAAUAUUAGAAAUUGUUUAUCAAAUUCAUUCAAUUUUUAAUAAAUUAGCUUUGGAUCAAAGAGUUAAUUUUAAAAUUUCAGUAAAACCAAAUUUUUUUAGAAAAUUAAUAUUAUAUGGAGAUUCAAAUAGAAUUAUUCAAAUUAUAAUGAAUUUAGUUUCAAAUUCUUUAAAAUUUACUCCAAUUGAUGGAUUUGUUGAUGUUAAUUUUAAAUUAAUUGGUGAAUAUGAUUAUGAAAAAUCUGAAGCUUGUAAUUUUGAAAAAGUUAUUUGUGUUGAUAAUGAUUAUUAUGGUAAUGAAAAUUAUGAUGAAAAUCCUUCAAGGCCAAUUGCUCCAAGAUAUGGAACUAAUAUGUCAUUAAUUAGAAGAAAUAGUAGACAACAUCUGCAGAAUGAUAAGACCUCAGUUAAAAGAUCUUCUAAAUAUGAAAUACAAGAGCCACAACAACAACCACAUGAUGCAUACUACAAUGAUAAUGAUGAUAAUAUUAGUAUAACCACCUUAUCAACUCAACAAUACGAAAAAGUCAUAUUUAAUCAACAAUUUCAAAAUCAAAAUCAAAAUCAAAAUCGUGAAUUUGAUAAAUUAACACCACUUUCACCAAGAACUUCAUUUGAUGAUUCUUCAGAUACAAAAAACUUAUCAUCAUCAAGUGAUGAUGGUAAAGGAUCUAACUCUUCAAUUAAAUUACAACAACAACAACAACAGGAACAAGAUGAUGAUGAAAUUCAAUCUGAAUUGAGUAAUUAUAUUCUACCACAAGCAAAAGGUUUUAAAUCUCAUCCAUCAAUGAAUAAAAAAGAAGAAAAUGAAGGUGAUAAAUCUUUUAAAAUAAAAAAUAUUUAUAAACCAAAAACAUGGGUAAUUCAAAUUGAAGUUAAAGAUACUGGUUCAGGUAUUGAACCAGCAUUUCAAGAAAAAGUAUUUGAACCAUUUGUACAAGGUGAUCAAACUUUAAGUAGAUCAUAUGGUGGUACUGGAUUAGGUUUAAGUAUAUGUAGACAAUUAGCAAGAAUGAUGAAAGGUACAUUAACUUUAAAAUCAAAAAUUGGUAAAGGUUCCAUAUUUACAUUAACUUUACCAUUACCACAAACUGGAGAAAUGAUGAUGUCAUCAAAAGAUUUAGAAGAAUUUUGUGAUGAUGAAUUUAAUCCUUCUGCAAAAAUUAAUAGAAAAGUUGUAUUUAAUGAUGAAGUUGAAACUGUUGGGACAAAACCAAGUAGAAAUACAGAAACUAAAAGUAUGGAUAGUGCAAUAUAUGCAAAAAGUUCAACAGGAACUGCUCGUCAUUCAACUGAUAAUAAUUGUGAACUUGAAAAUAAUAAUAAUAUUGAGAAUAAUAAUAAUACUAAUGAUAUAAUAAUUUCACAACGAGAAAUUAAUGAUAAUGAUGAAGAAAAAAUGCCAAUUGCUUUAACAACUGUUACAACUACUCCAACUACAACAACUAAAAUAUUAAAAACUCCUACAACUACAACUACUGAAGUAACAACUUUAACUAAGACCGUUACAACAUCACCAAAUUCUAAUUUAGAAGAAAUAUCAUCAGAUUUAAUUGAAAGUCAAUUACAACCAAAACCUACAAAUGGAAUUCAUACAAAAGUAUCACAACUUAAAUCAUCAAAUCAAAGUAAUAAUUUAAAUAAAGAAUUACACAAAGGAUCAAUGUCAUCAACUAAAACUACUUCAACCACAGCAACCUAUAACUCAACAUCCACAACAAAAACCAACUCUUCAUCAUCAUCAUCAACAUCCACAAUUCAACAACAACAAUAUUCAGAUGAAUUGAAAAAUAUUAAAAUAUUAGUAGCAGAAGAUAAUCAAGUAAAUCAAGAAGUUAUAAAAAGAAUGUUGAAAUUAGAAGGAUUUUCAAAUUUAACAUUAGUUACAAAUGGUAAAGAAGCAGUAGAAAUUAUAAAAAAUUCAAUACCUUCCGAAAUAUCUUCAUCUAUAUCUCCACAAGAAGAACAAUUUGAUUUAAUAUUUAUGGAUGUUCAAAUGCCAAUAAUGGAUGGUAUAACAGCAGUAAAAAUUAUCCGUAAUCAAUUACAGUUUAAAAAUUUGAUAAUUGCAUUAACUGCAUUUGCAGAUGAAAGUAAUGUUAAAGAAUGUUAUAAUUGUGGAAUGAAUGGGUUUUUAGCAAAACCAAUCAAAAGAAAUUUUUUAAAAAAAGUAUUUAUUGAAUUUCAACAACAAUUGAGACAACAACAAUUAAAUCGAAAACAACAACAACAAUUAGAAUAA